UUUUAGGGGUUGGCUUAAUUUCUAAUCAAACUCUGAAGGGGUCUUUGGGCUUCAGAAAAUUUAAAACUAUGGAAUUACCUGUUCUUUCCUGGGGCCAUAUAACUGGGCAGAUUCUUUGCAUUCAAUUUGAAGUUCCUGAACCUUAGCUAAAGUUUCAUUUUCUCUCUCAGCAGUGGAAAUCUAUCUGGUCGCACAACAAAAACUAAGCAUAAACCUCAGGCAUACUGAGCUGAACAGACCUUGGCGCCAGUCCCCAAACGUUGAUGUGCAGAGUGUCCCAGAAAGUGCAGCUUCACUCUUCUCCCUUUCAUAAGCCAUGAAAGGAAGUGAAGGAAGUAUGCCAGGUUGCUCUUCAACUCCAGUACUUAAUCAAGCAUUGCCUGGCACUUCUGAAACUCUCCAGCUUCUAAAUUGAGAGUGAGCAAAGAGAGCACAGGAUGGAAACGACUUAAUCGAGAAGGCUCCCAGGACUACUCAGGAUCACGUGGCCAUUUUCAGACAGGCCCCAGAUACUCCCCAAAUGCCUGAAAGUCAGCAAGAAACCUCAUCUCAGUCCUGGUGAUUAUUUCUACGUAAUGCUUCGCAGUUUUAUCAAGGAUCCCAGUACACAUCAAUUCACUUUGUCGUAAGUGUGUCCUUCUAUACAAGCGAUCUCAGUGCACUGCAGACAGGGCCCCUCACCAUGGACCUGACUACACCUUCUCCAUUCAGGUUUUAAGUACAGAAUACGGCACCUUACUAUGGGAAAGAAAGAUCUGUUUAUGAGUUAGGAGAGCAACACGGGGCCAGCACAGAGCUACAGGUGCAGGGUCUGACUCACUUUGGUUUCCUCACCUGCAAAGGGGGAACUCAGCAUAUGUUAGAAAUUCCAGAUACACCAGGGGACGUUACCAAAAUCUUGUCUUUUUUUUCGCUGAGGGCAAGAAAUGGAUGCCCCUUGUUUUGCCGCAGCUCAAGAGAACUAGCCCGCCCCAAGUCAAAACAACCAACCUAUGAAAGCUGGAGGGCUGGGCUUUUUUUUUUAACGCCUGAAUGAGGUGAUAUCUUCAUGCUGACAGCUGAGAAGCAGGUCAGUCAGGUUCUUGGGUGCUCUAUUACACAGGCAAGAUAGUCUGGCCCCGCCCAAUUUUGCUUCUCUGGCACCCUCCUGCUCAGUGGAACAUCGGCACACUUAACCCGUUUGUUUUCUCCAAUGCACAGCAGACUUAUUCCAGCCAGGACAGCUGUGAUAUUUCAGUUCCUGGUUGUAAACACCUCCUAGACCUGAAGAUUCCCCUUAAUAACAUCAAUACCAAAGAAGGCUACAAUGUUCACCUCAGCCAAAAUUCUGUUGAUUUCAACUUUGUUUAGUUUACUACUAUUUGGAAGCCAUGGGGAAGGUCUAGAAAUUAACACAACACAAAGCAUUGCAGAAGGCUUGAAAAAAAUAGAAAAUGAAUCUGUUCCUUUUGGAACUGAAGCAAAUUUAAACUCAGAUAAAGAAUAUAGAGAAACCUCCUUUCUCAAGGCAAAUAAUUCCUCUUCUUGGGAUCCAUCAAAUAAAAUCCAUAGAACAACAGAUUCCUUCAACAAUUUAUCACCAGACAACUUUACCAGGAGCCCAAGACCCACACCCAUGUUCUCCAUCAGCCCUCCCUUGAUCCACAGCUUUGUUUCUAAAUUACCUUGGAACUCAUCUAUAGCAGAUGAAAAUCCUCUGCCAGCCUCAGCACCUGCCAGUGCUACAUCUGCCAUAUCUUCAGAAAAUGUUACUUGGUCUUCGGCCAACGAUACCAUGAAAACUCCUGACAACAGUUCCACUACAAUUAGCAUCCUCCCUUCAGCACCAAACACCAUGUCUGUGACCCCCAUGACAACGGAACCAGAUGAAUGGCUUACCCCAACCAGUGAUAGCUCGGUGGGGUUUACCCCCUAUCAAGAAACAACAACUCUACAGCCCACCUUAAAAUUCACCAAUAAUUCAAAAAUCUUUCCAAAUACACCAGACCCUCAAGAAGAGAACAGAAAUACAGGAGUGGUGUUUGGGGCCAUUUUAGGUGCUAUUCUGGGUGCCUCAUUGCUGAGUCUCGUUGGCUACUUGUUGUGUGGAAAAAAGAAAACGGAGUCAUUUUCCCAUCGGCGACUUUAUGACGACAGAAAUGAACCAGUGCUGCGAUUAGACAAUGCACCGGAACCGUAUGAUGUAAGUUUUGGGAAUUCUAGUUAUUACAACCCAACUGUGAAUGACUCAUCCUUGCCAGCAGGCCGAGAAAAUGCACGUGACAGCAUUCCUAUGGAUGACAUACCUUCACUUCGUACCUCAAUAUAAAACUAAGGGAAAAAGUCUUCAGACGACAAAUGUUCGCCUGCGUCCUGGCCUUUCCACAAACCCAUCUUCCACAAGCUGAAGCAAGAUCACUGUCAUAUAGCUUGUGCCAAGGAGAGCUGUAAAAGUGUGAGACUAGUGGCAGAAACAUAAAGAGAGG
Molecule: messenger RNA, 2465 nt
Organism: Equus caballus (horse)
Lineage: Eukaryota; Metazoa; Chordata; Mammalia; Perissodactyla; Equidae
Gene: MUC15
Product: mucin 15, cell surface associated
Source: RefSeq, a predicted model, not a curated record